AUGAAGUUUCUGUUUCUACUGGUGGUGUACUGCUUGAUGGCAGCCGUGGCCGCCACGUCCAAGCUUCAGGCAACCUCCUUGUUGACUUGUAUGGACAAUUCCCAGAUCUCUGCUUCGUACUUGGACGUGACGUACUUUGAUCUGAACCACUCGGUGGUGGCCAACGUUAUGGCCAUUUCCAACGUCAACACGAACGUCACCAUCAACAUCGAGUUGAUCGUGUACGGCUUGAAAGUCGUGACCCAGAACGUUUCCUUGUGUGACUACGCUGACCUCGGCGCCGUGUGCCCGCUUAUGCCGGGCCAUUUGGAUUUCAACUUUGACCAGGAACUCUCCAGCGAUAUCACUCGGCAGAUUCCGGGCGUGGCCUUUACCGUGCCUGAUAUCGAUGCUAGAGUGAGAAUCGCCCUUUACGAUGACAACACCGACAACGCCUUGGCGUGUGUGGAAGCGGUGGUUUCCAAUGGUAAAACCGUGCAAACAAAGUAUGCCGCCUGGCCUAUUGCUGCUAUAGCUGGUCUAGGGCUUAUCACGUCGGGUGUGGUGUCGGUUAUGGGUAACUCCAAUACGGCCGCUCACAUCGCGUCUAACUCCAUGUCUUUGUUCGUCUACUUCCAAUCGCUAGCUAUUACUUCUAUGGAAGCUGUCGCUAAGGUUCCUCCUAUCGCAGCCGCUUGGGCUCAGAACUUUAUGUGGUCUCUCGGUAUCAUUAGAGCGGGCUUCAUUCAAGAUAUUUCCAACUGGUACUUGCAGGCCACUGGUGGCACGCCUACCGACAUCUUGGGCAACAGUUACUUGUCUGUUUCUGUCCAGAAGAAGAUGAAGAGAAGUCUUGAGUACCUUUCUGAUGCUCUUUACGAUAACAAGGUCACCAGAGCCGUCAACUUGCACAAGCGUUUUUCCAUUUCCGUGGAUUCCGAUAAGUUUGGUCUUUCUGAUAACUUGAAUACUACCUUGUACACUACCAACGAAAAGGAUCCAGAACUUGGUGGUAAGGUCUUGAUUUUAAGAGGUAUUCAGAGAGUCGCCUACUUGGCUGGUAUUGAAAUCACUGAUUUGUUCAUGACCACCAUCAUCUUCUUGUUCUUCUUUGCUUUCGUUCUUGUGGCUUGUAUGAUGUUCUUUAAGGCCAUCAUUGAAAUUUGCAUUCGCUCCAAGAUCAUGCACGAGGGUAAGUUCAACGAAUACAGACUGCAGUGGUCCAGUAUCAUCAAAGGUGCCAUGUACAGACUUUACCUUAUUGCUUUCCCUCAAGUCUGCGUCAUGUGUUUGUGGCAAUUCACUGCCCAUGACUCCGCUGGUUAUGUGGUGGUUGCUGCGUUCUUGUUCCUUAUUUCGAUCGUUCUUCUUGGUUAUUCCGCUGCUCGUGUGAUCGAGUUCGGGAGAAGAUCUACUAGAGUCCACAAGAACCCUGCUUACCUUUUGUUCGGUGAUGCCAAGUUCCUCAACAAGUUUGGUUUCGUCUAUGUUCAAUUCAGAGCCGACUGCUACUGGUUCGUUGUUACUUCUAUGGUAUACACCUUCCUCAAGUGUUUGUUCGUUGCUGUUUUGCAAAAGCAGGGUAGAGCUCAAUCUGUCAUCAUUUUUGCCAUUGAGCUUAUCUACUGUGUUCUUGUCUGUUGGAUUAGACCUUUCAUGGACAAGAGAACGAACAUUUUCAACAUCACCAUUACCGUGAUCAACACUAUCAACGCAUUGUUCUUCAUGUUCUUUUCCUAUAUCUUUGGACAGCCUCAGGUUGUGGCCUCCGUCAUGGCCGUUGUCUACUUCGUUUUGAACGCAGUCUUUGCUUUGUUCUUGUUAGUUUUCACCAUCGUCACAUGUGUCCUUGCCUUGGUUUACAAGAACCCAGACACGAGAUACCAGCCAAUGAAGGAUGACAGAGUCUCCUUCUUGCCUCGUAUCCAUCAUAAGGGUGCUCAACAGAACUCAUCUGAUCCAGAUGACAUUGAAUUGGUUGCAUUGGGUGCAAGUGCCAUGAAGGGCCACGAAAACGGUGGUAAGCCUGUCUACGACGACGAGUCAGUGUACGAUGAUGACUCUAGUCAAACUAGAAAGGGUAAUAGCAACACCUAUGUUGAUUCAGAGAGCUUCUCCAAGAACUCAUUGAGUGUGGACUCUGCCGAGGCACAACAGCCUGCUUCGACUAUCGUUGGUAACUCGACGAACGCUUACUCAGGGUUCCAGACUCAAUACAAUGGCAACAACAGGUAUGCUAACGACGAGGCGCCAUACCGUGGCAAUUACGGCAACAGUUCUCGCCAGAACCACAGUCCGAGCUACAUCUAA
Candidozyma haemuli is the source of this 2289-nucleotide messenger RNA. RefSeq names its product flavin adenine dinucleotide transporter (gene FLC2). The record is from RefSeq and is a predicted model, not a curated record. Lineage: Eukaryota; Fungi; Ascomycota; Pichiomycetes; Serinales; Metschnikowiaceae. The coding region runs from base 1 to 2289 and encodes 762 amino acids. The transcript has a single exon. Gene Ontology annotation, biological process: transmembrane transport; fungal-type cell wall biogenesis.